Messenger RNA from Mobula hypostoma (lesser devil ray), 12151 nucleotides. It is a transcript of the gene adgra2, whose product is annotated as adhesion G protein-coupled receptor A2. The coding region runs from base 486 to 4175 and encodes 1229 amino acids. The transcript is spliced from 19 exons. Lineage: Eukaryota; Metazoa; Chordata; Chondrichthyes; Myliobatiformes; Myliobatidae. Gene Ontology annotation, biological process: central nervous system development; G protein-coupled receptor signaling pathway; cell surface receptor signaling pathway. The record is from RefSeq and is a predicted model, not a curated record. Gene Ontology annotation, molecular function: protein binding; G protein-coupled receptor activity. Gene Ontology annotation, cellular component: Wnt signalosome; plasma membrane.
CCUCGACAGAGUUGCCGAGUCCUGCGGGGAGUCUGGCAGGUCCGAAUCGCGCAGACCCGUGUAAGCAGGCGCUGCAGCAGCGGGGAGACACGAAUUAGUGGGUUUAAUGGUCGUGCCUGGCGGGCUGUUUGAGAGCGCAGACCGCCUGGGUUUAAAUGCAUCUUAAUUGCUGGAGAAAGGAUGCAGAGAGAGAGGGAAUGUAAAAAAUGCGGCGGUUUUCAGCUGGCUAACUCCGGCUGAUGCGAAGUGGAGGAAACUAACGGGACGGGGAAGCCCAGGCACACGGAAACGUCAGGAGAACGAGUCAUGUCUCGAUGCGAGGAGAGCGGCUGGGACAUGCUACAAUCCAGUUCUGGACUCGCAGGAACUUUGUGAAGGAGGGAGGAGAGUUUUUGGAAGUUUUUCUCUCUUCGCCCCCCCCCCAUCCCCCCGGUUUUGCCGAGUGUUGGGGGUGGAGAUGAUGGGGUCGUUCUGAGGAAUUCACCAUGGUCCGUGUGCUCGCCGCGGCGUUGCUGCUCUCGCUCGCUGGUCGGACGGGCGGCUGCCCGCAGCUGCUCACCAACACUUGCGUGUGUCUGCAGGAGCGGAGCAAGGCGCACGGCGGCCCCCAGCUCCGGAGGAAGGUGGUGUGUAGCAAGCAGGAGUUAGUGGAGGUCCCGGACAGCAACCUCCUCCCCAACAGGACCGUGCAUCUAAUACUGAGCAACAACAAGAUUGCGUUGCUGAAGGCUGGCGCUUUCUCUGGACUGCGGGCCCUUGAGAAACUCGACCUGAGGAGUAAUCUGAUCAGCACCAUCCAGGUUGGAGCCUUCAGUGGCCUCACCUCUCUGAAGCGGCUGGACCUGUCUGAUAAUCGAAUUGGAUGUCUGAAUGCUGGGAUGUUUCAGAGCCUGACAAAUCUGGUCAGACUAAAUAUCUCGGGGAACAUCUUCUCCACGCUCAACCCCGAUCUCUUGGAUGGUUUGGCCUCACUCAAAGUCAUUGAUUUCAAUACGGAGUACCUGGUGUGCGACUGUAACGUGCUGUGGGUGCUGAACUGGGAGAGGAGGAAGUCAGUGCGAAUCUCCGAGGAAACGCUGUGUGCUUUUCCUAAAGCACUGAGUGGAAAGCCAUUCAAAGACCUGAAGGAAAGCCAGUUGGUGUGUGAUGGACCUCUGGAGCUUCCCAUCCUGCAGCUGAUACCCGUCCUUCGCCAGGUGGUUUUCCAAGGGGACCGCCUGCCGCUUAUGUGCACGGCCACCUACCUGGACAAUAGCACCCGAGUGCUGUGGUACCACAAUGGCGUCCUGGUGCAGCCCGAGGAGGAGAAUGGCGUGGUCAUUAUGGAAAGCCAUGUUCACGAUUGUUCGUUGAUAUCCAGCGAACUGGUCCUCUCAAACAUCUACCUGCUGGCCAGUGGAGAGUGGGAAUGCGUCGUUGCAACAUCGCGUGGGAACGCCUCGCUCAAGGUGGAGGUAGUGGUGAUCGACACUUCUGCCACAUACUGCCAGGCUGAGCGGGUUACCAACAACAGAGGGGACUUCAGGUGGCCACGCACAUUAGCUGGGAUCACUGUCUACCAACCGUGCCUGCAGUAUCCGUACCCCUCCUCCUCCCUGGAGAGGAAGACAUCCCGGAAGUGUAAUCGCUCCGGAAUGUGGGAAGAGGCUGAUUACUCAGCGUGUCUGUACAUCAAUGAUUACACCAGGGUCCUCUCCUCCUUCAUCCUGAUACCCAUCAAUAACACCAAUGCUCUCCCACUUGCUCGCAAAUUGCUUGCCUACACUGCCGAGGCCACCAACUUCCUGGACAUGAUGGAUGUGAUUUACGUCACUCAGAUGAUCGAGAAGUUCAUCAGAUGGACGGAAGAGAUCCACGAUCUUGGGGAUGUGAUCGUGGAAGUGGCUAGUAACAUGAUGCUGGUGAAUGAGCAGGUGCUGAGGUUGGCACAGGAGGAAAGCGGAGCGUGUACACGGAUCGUCUGGGCUGUGGAGCACAUCGCCAACCUCACUUUAACGUUCAAUUCACAAACCAUCAGCAAGGUAUCCACAAACAUUGCACUGGAGGCAUUCCUGGUGAAACCGGCCAGCUACAGCGGCCUGAGCUGCACUGCGUUCCAGCGCAGACUGCUGGUCAGCAGCCUCGAGGGACAGGCACAAGGGCUCCCACACCCCCUCCAGUUCCGCUGCAGCACUGGGAGCAUCAACAGCUCCCUGACACACUUCCCUGUCAAGAACAGCAUUGCUCUGGCCUCUGUCCGGCUGCCGCCCGCUCUCUUUGCUCACUCCUCCUCGCCUCUGAGCCACAAGAAUUCCAGUUGCUGGCUGCAGUUUGUGGCUUUCCGCAAUGGCAAACUAUUCCCCAGCACGGGCAACUCUUCCAACCUCGCGGAUCAUGGAAAAGAAAGGAGCCCAUCAACGCCUGUCAUCUUCGCUGGCACAGGUGGCUGUGGUGUGGGUUCACUCACCGAUCCCCUCCUGGUGUCUCUGCGUCACUGGCACCCGGGAGAGGACCAGGUCGCGGCCCACUGGAACUUCGACCUCCUGGGCGGCUUUGGCGGCUGGCAGGCUGCAGGAUGCCAGAUCGCCCACACCAAUGGCAACGUCAGCACGCUGUGGUGCCGGCAGUUCAGUAACGUGGCCGUGCUGAAGAGGAUAAGCAACCACUCUGUUGCAGUCCAUGAGAGCAUACCGAUUCUUCACCCGGUUAUCUACACCUGCACCGUGUUCCUCUUACUCUGCCUCUUCACCGCCAUCGUUGCCUACAUCCUGAGGCACAACACAAUCCGGAUCUCGAGGAAGAGCUGGCACAUGUUACUAAACCUCUGGUUCCACAUCUCCAUGACCUGUGCUGUGUUCAGUGGGGGUAUCAACCGUAAGGAGUAUGUUCUGCUCUGCCAAGUGGUUGGGAUUCUCCUGCAUUACUCAUCCCUCUCAACUCUGCUGUGGAUUGGAGUUUCAGCAAGAGUCAUUUACAAAGAAGCAACACAGAAUUUGCAACGACAACACGAACUCGAGCUUCCAGCCCCCGCACAGCGGCCAAUGCUCAGGUUCUAUCUCAUCGCAGGAGGCAUUCCUCUGAUUAUAUGUGGGAUCACAGCAGCCGUCAAUCUUCACAACUACAGCAACAUCAGUCCAUACUGUUGGUUGGCCUGGAAGCCCAGCCUGGGGGCUUUCUAUGUCCCGGCCGGAUUCACCGUGCUCGUCAGCUGGAUCUACUUCCUGGGUGCCGGCCUGCACCUUGGGUGCCGGCGGCGGAACAAGGGCGAAGCUCCGGGAUCGCCGGAGCAGCCGGCACUGGGCAGCAGCCGCCUGUCGGACUCGGGGUCAGCUUCCCUCGGCUCUGAGAGUCCCUCGCUGGCCACCGAGAAUGUGUACUCCCUGGAAGCACAGCUCUGGGCACUGCUCUCCACCCAGCUGCUCUUUGUAGGCCUCUGGAGCUUCGGGGCCCUGGCGGUGUCAGGCCCUUCGCUGGCCAUGCUCUUCAGCUACCUGUACGGCGUGGGGGCUGUCGCCCUGGGCCUCCUCGUCCUCAUCCACCACUGCCUGAAGCGGUGCGACGUUUGUGGGCCCUGGCUGCCGUGUGCCAAGGGGCCAGUUAAAGAGGCAGGCAGCCUGGCCGCUGCCUCUCCGGCCAAACCUGAGCUGAAGGUCCCGUCGGCCACUGGUGACCCCUUCUCAGCCAGCGGCCCCUGCAAGCUGACCAACAUCCAGGCGGCGCUGAGCCAGGGGGAGCGGGCCGCCACUCGCAGCUCGUCGGCCUGCGGCGAUAGCGAGCCCGAGGCGCCGCCGUGCCGCCGCGGACAUCGGACCAGGACAAAGCCGCCGCAGGACGGCAAGCAGGCGCGGCAGAGGGCACCGAGAGCCACGGCCUCGGAUGCGGCCUCCAGCGAGAAUGGCAGCGUGCGCCUCAGCAACGGCAGAGCGGCGCGAGAGGGCAGCGGCAGCCCGUCCGAGGGCAGCGAUAGCAGCAGCCAGGUGGCGGGCCUCAGUCUCGGGCUGCAGGCUUGCCUCAGCCUGGAAAACCGGAGGCCGGCCAGCGCCUUCGAGCGCGAGGUCAAGCGGAGGUCAUACCCACUGAACGCAACCAAUCAGAACGGCGCACUCCAGGGCAGCCGCUGUGAUGUCACGCCGUUCGGCGCCGAGGCCGGUGCAGGCAUUAACACAGGCCUGUGGAAGAGCGAGACCACGGUGUAGAGUGGGUGGUGCACCAGCACUUCCUGCACCCCACCAAUCCGGAACCCUGGUCAGUUGCCGGCUCUGCACUCCAACGUGCAUCCAGACAGGUUGGGCUCAAAUCCGGCUGGCCGUCCAACUCCACGCCCCCUCCCAAACACAAACCAUGGGUGAGGGGCCUGCCAGGGUCUAGGGCCUAACGAGAAAUGUGCCUGGCGAGUCCAUCCUUUGCAUUCACUUUAUAUUGUCUAUAUGUUACGAUAUAUAUAAACUCGCUGUAAAAUGAAACACACCUAACAUCAAACGGAUGUUUGGGAACCCAACCUAACCCUGAACUGACCUCUGGAGGAACUCAGCAGGAAGGGCAACAACUCUGGAGGGCAAAGGAUGGUCGAGAUCCUUCACCAGGAAGGCCGAAACGUCGACCGUCCAUAGCUGCCGCCUGACCUGCUGAGUUCCUCCAACAUUUUGUGUGUGUUGCUCAAGAUUUCUAGAAUCUCUUGUGCCUAACCCCGAUUGGCUGAAGCGGUGUAACCGGAGUCCAGCUGAGGGGUUUGAGCAGUGCCCUUCCCCACCGCUGAUCUCGCAGGAGGCAGCAGGGAUGGGGGACUGGAUUUCCCCUGGAACGGCAAGCUUUGGGAUCUUAUACAAACAAAAAGAAGAGGCCAGAGUUUAAAUGAGGGGGAGGAGUUUGAAAGGUGAUUAAAAGGGAGAGUUAAUUUUUACACGGAGCUUGGUUGCUAUCUGGAAUGAUCUGCCAGAAGAGGUGAUGAAACGAAACACGGUCAUGUUCAGACAUAGGAGGCGGGGGGGGGGCGGUGUGUGGCAAACGAGUCAGGAUGGAUUGUGGUAGACUGAAAGGCCGGUUUCUAUGUUGUACAACAAUGAGUACAGAAAGGAGGUUGGACAGUGGGCGGUAAGCUUUUCUCCCGCUGUGGGAAUGCUCUCUGCCUUGCCACACAUUUUCCCCACCCAGGGAAACACCAUUAGUUGUUCCGUCAACCCGUUACAUAUCCAUUCACAAUUGGAGUACCCCAUACUGCUCAACAGGACUCGUUUGACUUGUUUCCCAACAUUCCCUGUUGUUCUUAAUGCCCAUAUUUGCUUGAGGUUUGGACUUGCGAUUUCAAGCAAGGACAAUUUGGGUUGCUUUGAUAGAAAUCUAAAAGUAGGGUCUUUUUCAGGGGCCACAGCUGAAGAUUUACAGAAUCUUCGAUGCAUCAAUGAUAAUGGGACCCCAGGUGAGCGUGGAUGAAUAAAAUUGCGAAGUUUUCUGUUUACUUAGGGAGAUGCAGUGCAGUGAUGGGAGGAAGCUGAUGUGGAGCCCCACACUGGCAGAGCUGAGCGACCAUAUUCUGUGACUUUCAGUGGUCAGGGUCGACCAUGGAUGUCGCAUCCAACCUGUCUAUGUGAUACACAAGGCAGGGCAGUAGAUAUGAAGAGCGAGCUUUGCCAACAUAGCAGGGACCCCUCUCCACAUAUCUGAUGAAUUCAAAGGAAUAGCAGAGACCGAUACAGUUUGGCACCAGCAGUGUCGCAGGAGAUGUCAGUCAACAUUGACCUCAAUGUAGGACUGCCUUUGGGACUCCAGCUCCGGAUUUUUCUUCAGGGUUUAUUCCCGAAGCCUUCCUCGUGAACGGGUAUAGCCUCAAGGCAGCGAAGGUUUAGUCGCCAACCACGGCUGAUAAACCCAAUCAGCCCAGAGCGACUGAUUUUAAGGAACCUUUGCCCCUUCUCUCAGUAGAAACAGUUCUGCCGGGAGUAGCUAAGUCACACGUGAAGGCCAGGAGCUGGACUUGUUUGUCAGAGGAUAUUUGAGGCGCACACCAUUGGGAGCAUUUAAUAGGUAGUGAGAGCUUAUCCCCAUGACCCUCAACACCACCCCCCCCCGCAGCACCAGCAACCUUAACAAGCCUAUUCCGUGACCAAUUUUAAUGUAACAGUCUUAGUAACUGUUCUUGGUGCCUGACAAUUGCUCCCAGUAGUCAUUGCCUGGAAACAGUUGGGAACGUUUUAGCGGUGGGGCAGUCCAUGACCUUUGAAGCACCUUAGAUCAUUUUACAAUCCUUUGUUACUCAGGUCUGUGUCAUGUUGGCAUACCUCGCUCAGUCACCGACAGCUGUCUGUCCUGCUUGUUGUGGGUUCAAUCCUCACCAGCAAUUGUAGAAAUUCCUGCUUGGGAUUUGGUGGCAUUCCCAACUAUGUUCCCCACCUAAAUAUCCUGGACAGUUGGGGAGUAUGGCACCUUCAGGAGCUUGCAUUUAAUGUCUGACGCCAUAGUUACAGUGUUAGAGGUCAUAGGUUAAGGGUGAAAGGUAGAAUAUUUAAGGGGAGUCUGAGGAGGAACAACUUCACUCAGGGUGGUGAGAGUGUGGAACGAGCUGCCAGAGAAAGUGGUGGAUGUGGGUUUAAUCUCAACAUUUAAGAGAAGUUUGGAUAAGAACAUGGCCUGAGGGGUAUGGAGGGCUCUGCUCCAGAUGUAGGUCAAUGGGGCUAAACAGAAUAACAGUUUGGCAUGGACUAGAUGGACCGAAGGGCCUGUUUUUGUGCUGUAGAACUAUUAUGGCUGCACUCCAUUUCUGGAGCCAGGUUCUGUGAAUUAGUAUGCAAGUGCAGGUUCUUCAUGUACAGCACAAGUAUCUGGGAAUUAUUUAUGCUAUUGUGUUCCUGUGCCUCCCACUUGAGUGCAGUUGAAUAACAAUUAAAUAGUCUAAUCUAAGAAUUAAACAAUCAGAUUGGACAACAUCAAGUUUUCUUCAGUGGAGACUUUGGAGAGAAGCUGCAGAAUGGGAAAGGUUGCACUGUCACCACAGCUGAGGAAGUGUUUUCUUCCCCCUGUCCCCAUGGGGGUGGGGGUAGGGGGAAUAGUACUAAAGAUCUUUCCUCCUUCCUCUCCCCAUGGCCCAUCAGUUUCCAUCAUACACAACCCUUUCGGUUUUUACUUGACCAGCAAUGUGUCAUUUUCCAAACCAAAUGUGCCAAUGGCCAAAAAGUCCAGUCCUGAGGGCUGUUGACCAAUGUCAAAUCAUUCUCUAUCCAGUAUCUGACCAGAGAUCUAGAGACUUACUGACCAACAGCCAAUCAUUGUCCAUUAUCCAGUCAGUGACCUAAAGUCCUGUUAACUACGUCCCUCUGUGGACCAGCAGCCAGUCGUCAACACAAGAGAUUCUGCAGAUGCUGGAAAUCCAGAGUUAAACACACACAAUGCUGGAAGAACUCAAUGGGUCAGGAAACAUCUAUCUGCUUCUUCUUCUUAAACCCCCACCAGGCCUACCGACAGCAGCUUAUUGGAGUCCUCCGUCCAAGUUGUCCCAGCUGUAGCCCAUCUUCGAAGAUCCUCCCUCUCCAGGAUGAGGUCUUUGGGGCUUCUGUUGGUGUAUGUGCAGCCCUGGGUUUUUACUGGAUGGGGUUGCUAGCCCUAUGCCCAACCCUCCUCUGUUCACAGCAGAGCUUGGGACCAUACAUGGCGGAGUUCAGCACGUAUUAAUGGAGAGGAGUAAAUAGUCGAUGGUUCGGCCAGGUGAAGGAUCUCAGCCCGAAGUGUCAGCCAUCUAUUCCUCUCCAUAGAUGCUGCCUGACCUGCUAAGUUCCUCUAAUAGCCAAUCGUUGUCCAGGACUCACAACCAGGGUUAUAACCUUAGUAGCCAGACCUUUUUUCAUGAAUAGAUGAUGAGAAAUGUUUCAAGAAAAGAUAAUAAGGCUGUUUCUAGUUCUGAUGCUGUCUUUUACUUUAUGAGCUAUUUUUAUUUCCAGGGUUAUCCAUUAUCCAAAUAAGAAGGGUGUCCCUCUCUCUGUAUUGUGCAUGAGUGUGCAUGUGUGUGUGAGUGUGCGUGUGUACGUGUGCGUGUAUGUGUGUGCGCACAUGCGCUUGAAGCUCUUCUAGCAACAUACAAAGGGCUUCUACCUAGCGGAGAUCAGGAGGGAGCUACCUAUGCACUUCACCAGUGACUGAGUGGUUUGCUGCACUAAUCAGAGCUUUCAUAAUCGCUAGUAAUUAGUGUGUAUCUUGUGAGAGCUUUGCACAAUCUGCAUGUCCUCUUUAUCUGUGUCCAAUUUGCCUUAAAAAGAAAGAUUAUUCUUAUACAAGUGCCAAAGAGAUAUAUAAAACUUAUGGAAACAUAGAUUAAAAAUAGAAUGUGUGUAUUGAUUUAAAAUGAUUAUAAAACAAUUUUCUUUUGAAAACUCUAUAAUGUAAUGUUUAAUGCCGUGUUGAGUGCUCUUUGGUUUCAAUUUUGGUUUAACUGGUACCAAAGCAGCAAGUCUUAAUGAGGCUGCCAUUGAUGGUUCCUGUUCCCUCACCCUUCAACUUCCCUCCCCCAUCAGCUCAAUGUACAUUAAACAGCAACUGAGGCCAGGAGGGUGAGCUGAGUGUGUCCAGGUACUGUACAUGCCUGUCAGCAAACAACUCAAGGUUAGUUCAUGGAUUCUUGGGGUGUGAAAGUUGAGAGUUAGGCAGAAGGAACAAUUGAAGCAUCACAGAGGGAAAAAAGUUUGUUUGAAACGAGGAACUUCUCUUUCUUCUCCAGCUCAUCACCCCUACUGGAGCAUCGGCCACCGAUAGCAGCUCGCCAGUGUCCUGGGCCAGAGCCCAUCUUCCUCUCUGGGGUGAGUUCCUUGGAGCUUCUGUUGGCAUAUCUGUAGCUCCGGGUUUUUACGGGUUGGGGUUGCUAGCCCUAUGCCCAACCCUCCUCCAUUCCCAGCCGGGCUUGGAACCAUCCAUGUCAGAGUGUAUUUUUCCUCACACUACAUCUGCUUAUUAUUUAUAACAUGUAUUGGAGGGGUAAGAAGGAGGUUUGAUUGAAACUAAGGAUUAGUUGGGUAAUAAAAUAUCUGCCCACUGUCCCAAUGGACCCAGGAGUGGGGCUGAGCCAGGCAGAAGGGCUUUUGUACCCUGUAGCAGAGGUUUUGUGCCCUGUAACAGAGGUGUCAGUUGCCGGAGGGAUGGGGCUCCUGAUCACUCCUCAGUCUCCCGAAUGUUCCUCAUACUUACUGCUUAAAGUACGUGAAGUGAGAGUCUACACCGAGCUGUGGUUGGGGAAAAUUAAUGGCAUAUGAUUUUCAUAUCUCACUGGAAGGAGAAUGAGCUGCCAAUACAGCUGCUGUUAACAGAUGUGUCUGUAUGGAAAUCUCUCUUUCCCUGAGAUUGCAGUCGCAGAAUGACAAACAGGAAUUAAAGCCAUUCUUUAGUUUAGUGGUGUGACUGUAACAUACUGGGAUUUUAAUGCCCAGCUUUGCUCUAAUAUGCUUUAUUUAAUUCCAUUGUGUGUUUUACCGAGCACUAAUUAGUACUGUUCUUUAUCCAAAGAGAAUUUUGAGAAGUCAAAUGUUUCUAUACUGAACAACUGAUCUGGGCAUUGUUGAUGCUGAUAUAUUAUGCAAUAAUCUAUGUUAUAGACCAUGUAUUUGUGAUUGUAUUUAUGUUGUGUAUUUGCACAUAUCAUGUCACAUCAGCCAGAGUUUUCAUUGCUCCUGUCACACUGAUGAUAGAUGUCUGUCAGUCUUAUCUGGAGUGCCUAGACAGUCCUCAUGGGAAAAGAUACAAUCAUUCACUACCCUGUGGGUGGGAAAAUAAACCUUCCUAACUCUGUCCGGAAUGACUGAUUGGACUCCUGUCCUAGAAUCCCCAGGCAGAGGAAACAUCCUCCCUAUCCAUAACGAUUGUGUAGGACUUGCUAAGACUAUCUGUAAUUCCUUCUGAACUCAAGGCCUGGUCUGUUUAACCUUUCAGCUGCACUGUCAAUCCUGCCAUCCUUCUGCACUCCUGAUUCAGCUGUCGAUUUCUUCUGGACCAGAGAUAAAUUGAUAAUCCUGACCUGUAAAAUCCUUCAAACUCUCUGAAUAUUAUCAGCCCAUAAGACAGAACAGGCCAACUAUAAGAAUCCUUUCCGUAAACUAUACCAAGGCGCCCGGAGGGUAUACCCAGAGCAGCUAACAUUGAGGUGUAUGCAUUUGGAAAUGCUUUUGUUCUAAAUGAAGCUAAAAUCAGACCUGCCUUUUCCCUUCAUGAACUGUGCUCAUCUGACAUCCGGCCCUUUUGCCUCCAUUCAGAACCAGACUCGCAUUUAAUAUCAUUGGCACCUAGUGUGAAGCUUGUUGCCUCAUAUUUAUUGCUACCCAUUGAGUUGGUAAGUAGGAUGGAAAUGGUUCUGUAUGUUCAUCUCCAACCAUAAGUCUUGUUUUUCUCAACCUCCUUCCCCACCCCACUCCCCCCCCCCCACAUCUUUAGUUCAGAUUUUUUAUCCAAAAAGCAGAAGCCAAGUCUUUUGGUGCAGUGAUGUACUGUAUCUCUUCACAGCAAGGUUCAACAGUCUGGGCCUCUUUCUACUAGAAAGAUUCUCGAGGAAUUUGAAAAGGAUGCAUGGGGUAAAGAUAGACACUUAGUUUCACAAGAGAGGAGUACAGAGCCGAUGUAAGGGUAGCAACGUAUAGAGCUGAUGUAAGACGGCCAUUGGUAAAUCAGGAACGAAGAGAGUUUGGAAUAUGAUCCCACAGGGAAUGGUUGAUGUGAAGAGAGGCACUUCAGAACAACAGGGAGAGAGCGGUAUAUUAAUGGGGAUGAUUCAUGUGGAACGAAAGCACUGCCACUGGCCUUGGACCAAAUGGCCUGCUUUGUGCUAUCAACUCAAUAUAAUUCUGUGCAAUAUAGUACACUGUAGUGUUCCCAGUGUUAGUCCUUAUGUGACUGGGUGGAACUACUGAAGAUCUGGUUUAUUUAUUAAAAUACUAUUACUGGUAUUGUCGAUGUUGCUAAGCAACCACUGACAGUACUUUGACAGGAUUGAGGUAUGACAGAGUCCACAGCAAAUGAUGUAGCGUAAGGACUGUGAACUGUCGUUCUAAACCAGUUACAGUGAAUCGUGGAGGUGCUGCUAGCUGAACACAGUAUUGUCAAGUCACAGUGUGACAGAAGGCUGCAGAUCUCUGAGGGGCUCCAGAGUAGGUUGUGACAUUAUAAAUUGAUUUUCCAAGUGAGCAAGUAUUAUUGAUAAGCUUAGCACUUCUCCCACAAUGCAAGAUUCGAAUUCAAUCAAUAGAAUUAGCAAUUAAAGAGAAAGAAGAGUUAGUAAUGAAGAUAAUCUUAACAAAGAGUUGAAUCCCCCUCCCCACCCCCAGGGGGACAUAGAGAGAUGAUGGUGGAGCUGGGACUGUGGGUCUGUAGAAGGGAAAGGGGAAAUAAUGGGCCCCGUGGUAGCUUAGUAGUUAGCACAACGUUAUUACAGCUCAGGGUGUUGGAGUUCAGAGUUCAAUUCCAAUGAUAUCUAUAAGGAGUCUCGACAUCCUUCCUCUGUGUGUGUGGGUUUCCUCCGGGUGCUCCGGUUUCCUCCCACAGUCCAAAGAGGAUUGCUGGGCAGCGCGGCUCGUUGGGCCGGAAGGGUCUAUUCCAUGCUGUAUCUCAAAUAAAUAAUAAUUCAGCAAAGCACCAAGUGCUGGGUUUAAAAUCAAUUUUAAAUGAAGGAGAUUUGUGUUUCUUUUCUAACUGCCAAAGUCUAGCUGAGUAACGAUGAAAGCACAUGGAUACAUUUGCCUAUGAAACAGAGAAUUCUGAAGAGCAGUCUGUGUGAGGGAGUCCCACUCAGUAAAUGCUGAUGAAUAACUGUGCAGACUGUCCUCAGUCAAUCAAUCAGUACAUGCCCAAUGUCUGUUCCCACUGCAUAUCUCCAUACCUCGCCUCGUCUGUCCGUUCCACCCUGCCUGAGCAGUCGUUCCUCGUCAGAUAAUACCUUGCCUGAAUUCUGAGCAGGCCAGACCCUGCAGUCCGGGUAUCCUGACAGGCCCUUCUAUCAAGAGGAGAUGAGGUGACUGAGGAGGCUUUGAAAACUCUCACUGGUGCCGCUUACUGUUCAGUUGUAGAACCAAUCACUCGCUUAAGCUCGCUGACAGUAUCUUGGCUGCAUGUUUAGAACCAGAGUAUUUUUUAUGCUUUUGAUAUUCAGGUGCUUUAUAAAUUCAAAAGGAUCAUUUUGUUGUGAAAAGCUAUUUUAAUAAUAAAUUAUGGC